Anguilla rostrata (American eel) is the source of this 2328-nucleotide messenger RNA. Its product is annotated as carboxypeptidase N subunit 2-like. The transcript is spliced from 3 exons. Lineage: Eukaryota; Metazoa; Chordata; Actinopteri; Anguilliformes; Anguillidae. Gene Ontology annotation, cellular component: extracellular matrix. Bases 124 to 2328 code for a protein of 734 amino acids. The record is from RefSeq and is a predicted model, not a curated record. Gene Ontology annotation, molecular function: protein binding.
GUGACCCUUGGGAACGCCCAAUCAGACGUUUCAUAAAGCGAUAAGAAAGACGUUCUUCGACUGCUUCUUUGCAAGGCAAAAUUGAAAGUAGAUGUGUUGCUGUGAAAUAAAGAAUAAUUAAACAUGCAUCUUAUAAACUGCGUCUUUCUGCUGCACCUGAUGCUCGGGAGUGUGACGGGAGAGUGUGGCGGGUCGCCCAACUGCACUGAUCACAAGGUCGUCUACGAUAAGAACAUCGCCGAAAUCCCCGCCACCCAGAAAGCUGGCACCACCCAGGUUUAUUUCGUGGGCAGCCGGAUUUCCACCAUCCCCGACCGAGCCUUCAUCAACAAUCCGCAGCUGGAGACUCUGGUAUUCCUCAGCAUGCCCAUCGUGUCCGUUGAAACGCAUGCCUUCCAAGGUUUGGACAGGCUGAAGUUAAUCGAAAUUUCCACUACAAAUCUGACGUCGUUGCCCCUGGGCGUGUUUCAGAACCUGCCGAGCCUCGAGAAGUUGGUUCUCAAAUCUAACAGAAUCCAGAAGCUUGAGAAGGGACUGUUUGAUGGCCUGAUGCUGAAAGAGCUCCAUCUUCACAUCAAUGAAAUCGCCUCGAUCGACGAGGGAAUUUUCGAUCAGCUUGAAAACCUCACAUUGCUCCACCUGGCCAAGAAUAAAAUCUCCUCCGUCUCCACGGCACUGUUCGCAAAACUCAGUAAAUUGCAGAGACUCAGACUCUACGAGAAUGGCAUCAGUGCCAUUCCUCCUGGGAUCUUCGAUGAUCUACCGGAUCUAAAAGAAAUCACCUUACAGGGCAACAAGAUAACAGAGAUACCACCGCAUUUAUUUUCAAAAAAUACCAAUUUGGAAACAUUAUAUUUAGAGAAUAAUCUUUUGUCUGAAUUGCCUUCUGAAAUUUUUGUGGGACUUCCUAACAUAAGAUUUUUGACGCUUCAGCAGAAUCAAAUAGCCAGCCUGCCUCCCGUGCUCUUUGGCGAAAUGCUUAGACUGUAUGAACUGAAUCUCAAUGGGAACAAUCUCACUGUCCUUCCUGCGGGAGUAUUCAGUCCCAUAAAAAAACUCAGGAAGCUUGACUUAUCGCAAAACAAGUUUACCACUUUGUCCGAGGAGUAUUUUGAAGGCCUUGGGAGACUUAAAGACUUGAAUCUAGAGAAAAACAUGAUUGAGUCAUUAAAACCGAAAUACUUUGAACAACUGACAGAGCUGAAAACUCUCCGACUGGCGCAUAACAAACUGAGAACUCUUCCUGAAGGGAUAUUUGACUCUUUACCGAAACUUAGCAAGGUAUAUCUGAACAACAACACCUGGCACUGUGACUGCAGGCUGAUAUCGUUCUUUAAGUGGAUGAAAGCGAACACAAAAAAGAUCAAGUCCUCCUCGCCAGAGACUUGUGAAUCUCCUGAAAGUCUAAAAGGACAAGAAGUCAUGUCUCUCAAAGAAGAUGAGCUGAUAUGCCCAACCACUCCUGCAAUCGCCACUACUGUGCCUCUCACCACAACAACCAGCACUACUGUUGCCAUGACAACAGAAUUACCUACAACAACCGUCCACAUGACCACACUCCCCACCACCCAACCAACAACCGCCUUGCACACCACCACUACUCCGUCAACCCAGACACCUACCACCAAAAGAAUAACCACAGAGCCCACAACUGCACCAACCACUACGUUGACAACCACAGUAGCUAUGACAACUGCUCCCACCACUAUGUUGACAACCACAGAGGCAACCACAGUAGCUAUGACAACUGCGCCCACCACAAUGUUGACAACCACAGUAGCUAUGACAACUGUGCCCACCACUAUGUCCACAACCACAGUGCCCACCACAGUAGCUAUGACAACUGCACCCACAACUAUGUUGACAACCACAGUGCCAACCACAGUAGCUAUGACAACUGCGCCCACCACAAUGUUGACAACCACAGUGCCAACCACAGUAGCUAUGACAACUGGCCCCACAUCCCAACCACAUGCCCACCACAGUAGCUAUGACCACUGCACCUACCACUAUGUUGACAACCACAGUGCCCACCACAGUAGCCAUGACAACUGUGCCUACAACCACCGCCUUGGCAACUACUCCGACAACCACAGCCUUGAUCACAACCCUUGCCCCAACGACUACAGCUUCCACCUCUGCUCUCUUAACAACAGCCACUACCACCGUGAGCACAGCCCUCACGACAACCGCUCCCCCUACCACAGCACUCCUGACAACAUCCACACCGGCCACCAGCACACAGAGAACUACAUUUCCCACGACGCCGAUGGAGUUCUCUUGCCCCGUGACUUCCUCCUCCGCUCGUCGUUCCGCCUACAGUUCUGA